Molecule: messenger RNA, 663 nt
Organism: Carcharodon carcharias (great white shark)
Lineage: Eukaryota; Metazoa; Chordata; Chondrichthyes; Lamniformes; Lamnidae
Gene: cryba4
Product: crystallin, beta A4
Exons: 5
Coding region: 30-617 (195 amino acids)
Biological process (GO): visual perception; lens development in camera-type eye
Molecular function (GO): structural constituent of eye lens
Source: RefSeq, a predicted model, not a curated record
CUAAAACCUAAAAAUAAAUAAAAUUCAAGAUGUCUCAUUGCACCAAACUCUCCAGCCACUGGAAGAUCAUUGUUUGGGAUGAGGAGUGCUUCCAGGGUCGUCGACAUGAAUUCACAGCAGAAUGUUACAAUGUCAUGGAGUUCGGAUUCGAAACUGUGCGCUCUAUGAAGGUGGAAAGUGGAGCCUGGGUGGGUUAUGAGCACGCAGCCUACCAGGGACAGCAGUUUGUCUUGGAGAGAGGGGAGUACCCCCGCUGGGAAAGCUGGAGUGGCAGUAACUCCUAUCACAUAGAGAGGCUGACAUCCUUCCGGCCGAUUGCCUGCGCUAACCACCGUGAAUGUAGGAUGUCCAUGUUUGAGAGGGAGAACUUCCUGGGCAGGAAGGGAGAGCUGAGCGAUGACUACCCAUCUCUACAAGCUAUGGGUUGGUGCAACAAUGAAGUUGGAUCCUUCCGCAUCCACUCUGGCGCAUGGGUAUGCUACCAGUAUCCCGGUUACCGUGGCUACCAGUUCAUCAUGGAAUGCGAUCGUCACUGCGGGGAGUACAAACACUGGAGGGAGUGGGGCUCCCACGCACAGACUUUCCAGAUUCAGUCCAUCCGCAGAAUCCAGCAGUAAAUGAACUCUGAUGGCUCCGGCCACACGUCUGUUUUAAUCUUCAAAA